Messenger RNA from Sorghum bicolor (sorghum), 1814 nucleotides. Its product is annotated as RNA pseudouridine synthase 2, chloroplastic. Gene Ontology annotation, molecular function: pseudouridine synthase activity; RNA binding. Gene Ontology annotation, biological process: pseudouridine synthesis. The transcript is spliced from 6 exons. Lineage: Eukaryota; Viridiplantae; Streptophyta; Magnoliopsida; Poales; Poaceae. The coding region runs from base 33 to 1358 and encodes 441 amino acids. The record is from RefSeq and is a predicted model, not a curated record.
ACGUCUCCACCGGUUCACCCCUGCGCAGCCAUAUGGCAGCUGCGACGGCGCCACCGCCGGCGGCGGUUGCCGCCACCCUCUCGGCCCUCAUACGCUGCCAGAAGUUCCGUAGAAGCAGCCCUAGAGCUAUCUACGCGAGAUGCGUCUCCUCCAACGCGAGCGCGGAGGCGGCGGAGCCGGCAGAGAGCCGGAAGGGAGGCCACGGCGGGAUGCGCCUGGAGGAGGCCGUGCCCGUCGGCGAGGGGCGCUCGCGGAUAGACGCCUGGAUAUCGGCGCGUCUCGGCGGCGGGGGCGUCAGCCGCGCGCGCGUGCAGGCCAGCAUCCGCGCGGGGCUCGUCGCCGUCAAUGGCCGCCCGGUCUCCAAGGUUUCACAUACUGUGAAGGGAGGGGACCUGGUCAGCUGCACGGUGUCGGAGCUACAACCGCUGAGGGCAGAGGCGGAGGACAUCCCGCUAGACAUUGUUUACGAGGAUGACCAUGUUCUUGUUGUCAACAAGCCGGCUCAUAUGGUUGUUCACCCGGCACCAGGAAAUGCCAACGGCACAUUAGUCAAUGCUAUACUUCAUCACUGCAAGAUCUCCACAUUUACUUGCUUAGCACGCAGUUCAACUGGUGAUGAAUGCCUGGAUUCUUCAGAUGACGACAUUGAUGUAUUUAAUGUGGAUCAAUUUGCUACUGAAGACGCAAGUUCAGAAGUCCGGAAUGCUCUUGUGCGCCCUGGUAUUGUGCACAGGCUGGAUAAGGGGACAAGCGGACUUCUUGUUGUUGCUAAGGAUGAGCAUUCUCAUGCUCAAUUAGCAGAACAGUUCAAGCUGCAUACAAUUCGUAGAGUAUACAUCAGUCUUACUUGUGGCGUGCCUAAUCCAAAUUCUGGCAGGAUUGAGGCAUCUAUUGCACGUGAUCCUAACAAUAGGAUUCGUAUGAUUGCUAUUGCUGGAUCAGGCCACAGAUAUGCACGGCAUGCUGCUAGUAGGUACAAAGUAAGAGAGGUCUUUGUUGGUGGUGGAUCUGCACUAGUUGAGUGGAGACUAGAGACAGGACGCACUCAUCAGAUCAGGGCGCAUGCAAAGUAUAUAGGGAUCCCUCUUCUUGGUGAUGAAACUUAUGGAGGUACCAAAAGCAUGGCAUUAUCGCUUUUGAGACCAAGGACUCCUUCGAAAUAUCAUAGUGAUCUUUCAAAUCUGAUAUCUAAAGUAGACAGACCAUGUCUUCAUGCUGCAUUGCUUGGGUUCAAGCAUCCACAUUCUGGAAAGAUCCUUGAAUUCUCAUGCCCCCCACCAGAUGAUUUUUCGGAGGUGCUUGAUGAAUUACGGAAAGUUACAUCAAGUGAUGCCCAAAAUGGUGAUGGUGUUGUCUGAUAAUAAUGUUGGUUUGAGUUCUAUUUUAUCAGAGCUGAGUACAGUAAAGUUGUCAUUGAUGGGUUUUGGGGGUUAACUGAAGGCCCAUGGACUUUCAACAUUUUUAGUGAGAGAUGAAACCAAGGCUGAGGAUGUUGAACAAAACAUGAGAACUCUUGAAGAUUUCAUUCAAGACCUAGAAACCAGGUUUAGCUGUGUAUGUGUUUCAUUUAUUUAGGUUUCUAUUUAUUUGGUCACAAUGGUAGCUAAGGACCAGGGAUGUAGAUGCUGGGUAAUCUCAAUUCUGAAGUUUUGCAGUGUUGUGGCUUACCGUGAUUAGUUUCCAUGAUGUAAAAUGUACAGGGCAAAUAGUUUGCACGAUCUUCUGAGUGGGUUGAAAUCUCUUACUCCCAACAUGGUGUUUCUUGGAUUAAAGUCAUCGUUGCCUUAUUGAUACCAGACUAAUGUUUGUCAGCA